This is a messenger RNA of Cuscuta europaea, 1015 nucleotides long. The record is from the annotation of a GenBank genome assembly. Lineage: Eukaryota; Viridiplantae; Streptophyta; Magnoliopsida; Solanales; Convolvulaceae.
GCUUAUAUAUUUUGUUAAAUUGGAUCCUACCAAAUGGUUUUUAUGGCUCUUAUAUUUGCUGCGGUAUCUAUAAUCUAAAAGGAAAAAAUAAUUCAAAUAUCACAAACUUUGUAGGGGUGUGAGGUACCUCAAACUUGCAUAUGUAAUUUAAAAAACUCAAUCUUUUCAUAAAAAGUUUUUAGCAUCAUGGUUAUAUAUUAUUUCUUUCAACAAUAUAAAUUUAUGGUGUUAAUUGCAUAAUUUAAAAUAGGGAAAACUGUCAAAUUAGUCCACGUGCUAUCUUGAAAAAGUUAAUUAAGUUCAUGUACUAUUUUAUCGAUCAAUUGGGUACACAAAGUCUCAAAUUUUAAUCAAUUUUGUCAUUUGAUCGUUAAACAAUCGGUGACUCUUUUUAUUGCUGACAUGGAUGUUGCCUAAGCUUUUUUUAUACUUUUUCCUUUUUCUCCCUUUUCUUUUUCCCUUCUUUUCCCUUUUAAUUUUCUUUCCUUUUUCCUUUUUUACCUCUGGUUCGUCGUCCCCCUUAUUCAUCGGCCGCCGGCAACUCCCCCCUUCUUCAUUCCCUUUUUUUCUUUUUUCCCCUUCUUCUCCGAUCUCCCUGCAACUCCCUCUCCCCUAUUCGUCAAUCUCAUCUUUUUCUCCACUGCUUCUACAGUUCUACCCCACGCCCCCACCCAAUUCAACUUCCCCCUCCCUUCACUCUUGCAAUCUUGCCCGCCCCCUUCUCCUUUUCUUUUCUUUCCUUUUCCUCUUCCUCUUUCUCUUCUUCUCCACUCAACCUUCUAUCCACCUUCUUUCAUUCCAUGCCCAGAGAAGGCAACCCGACGGAAACCUGACGAAAACCCUUGCUCUUCUUCGAAGGAAACCAGACGGCGAUGGUGACAGCGGCGGCAGAGCUCGACGGGGUUGACGGCGGCAAAGGUCGACGGCAUAGAAAGAUGGAGAGGUAGAGAAGGCAAGAAGCAAGAAAAAAGAGAAGAGUAAAGAAAGAAAAGAGAGAGAAGAAGCAAGAGACGAA